Molecule: messenger RNA, 1751 nt
Organism: Manihot esculenta (cassava)
Lineage: Eukaryota; Viridiplantae; Streptophyta; Magnoliopsida; Malpighiales; Euphorbiaceae
Product: flavin-containing monooxygenase FMO GS-OX-like 9
Exons: 7
Coding region: 96-1475 (459 amino acids)
Molecular function (GO): NADP binding; flavin adenine dinucleotide binding; N,N-dimethylaniline monooxygenase activity
Source: RefSeq, a predicted model, not a curated record
UUCAUACAGACCAACUCUCUUCUUAUUUCUCGCCAAAGCAAAGCAAGAAUUUUUGUUUUUGUAUUUUGUUAUUUUGCGUGUGCCCAUCUCACAACAUGGUCUCAGAGUUGAGCCUAUCGAAAAACGUCUGCGUGAUCGGAGCCGGACCGUCGGGGCUAGUGGCAGCGAGAGAGCUGAGGAAAGAAGGUCAUAGGGUGGUGGUUUUGGAGCAAAAGCACGAUGUUGGUGGGCAAUGGUUGUAUGAACCAAAUGUAGAGAAAGAAGAUUGUUUAGGGAGGAACAAGUUCUUAGAAGUGCACAGUAGUAUUUAUGAAUCUCUUAGAUUAGUGUCCCCGAGGGAGAUCAUGGGCUACACAGAUUUCCCAUUUUUGGUGAAGAAAGGUAGAGAUAUGAGGAGAUUUCCUGGCCAUAGGGAGCUUUGGCUGUACCUUAAGGAUUUUUCUGAUCACUUUGGUUUAAGGGAGAUGAUAAGGUUUAAUACUAGAGUAGAAUAUGUGGGGAUGUUGGAUUAUGGCGAGUUUAAGGAAGAUUUGAAAUGGGUCGUAAAGAGUAGAGAGCAAAACAAUGGAAAAAAAGAGAUUGAAGAGGUUUUCGAUGCAGUGGUCGUCGCUACUGGUCAUUACUCUCAUCCUAGGAUGCCAACCAUUAAAGGAAUGGAUACAUGGAAGAGGAAGCAGAUGCACAGUCAUAUUUACAGGGUUCCAGAGCCAUUUCGCAAUGAGGUAGUUGUGGUUGUGGGGAAUUCACUCAGUGGGCAAGAUAUAUCCAUGGAGCUAGUACAAGUAGCAAAGGAAGUUCAUCUCAGUGCCAAAUCCCUUGAGAUCACACCAGGUUUAUCCAAAGUCAUCUCCAAUCGAGAGAACUUGCAUCUUCGUUCUCAGAUAGAAUUCCUAGAAGAAGAUGGGAGGGUUGUCUUUGCAGAUGGGUCUCAGAUCAUUGCCGACACCAUCUUGUACUGCACAGGGUAUACAUACACAUUCCCAUUUCUUGACACUAAAGGAAUAGUGAGUGUGGAAGAUGGUAGAGUGGGACCUUUGUAUGAGCAUACCUUCCCUCCCUCACUUGCUCCCUCUCUCUCUUUUAUUGGCAUACCUAGAAAGAUCAUAGGGUUCCCUUUCUUUGAGUCACAAGCAAAAUGGAUAGCUCAACUGCUGUCUGGGAAAAGAAGACUUCCAUCUUGGGAUGAAAUGAUACUUGCCAUUAAAGAGUUUUAUCAAUCAAGGGAUGCUUCUGCCACUCCUAAGCAUAACACUCAUGAUAUUGCAGAUUUUGAGUAUUGUGACAGAUAUGCAGACCAUGUUGGCUUCCCACACUUAGAAGAAUGGAGGAAACAGCUCUGCAUAUCAGCCUUAGUAAAUGCUGAUGCCAACUUGGAGACGUACCGUGACUCCUGGGAUGACCAUGACUUGCUUCAAGAGGCUCUUCAAAGUCCUCAUUUCACUCGACCACUUGGGGUUCAAGAUUUUACUGUCUAAGACUAUUUUUUGGGUUGUGUUUGAACCCAUCAUUUUAAUGUCUAUCUAUCAGCUGCUGUCUGUCUAUGAGUCAUUGUUUAAGUUGGAGGGGAAAUUUUUGAGGGGGAUUGCAAAAGGGUAUUGGAGAAAAGCUAUUAAAUCAUAAUUGUUUUACGAUCAAUUUUCCGGCGAAGUAUAGUUCAAGAGUAUGUUUAUGCAACUGUACAUCUGUUUUUUGGUGGGUAUUGCUUCAGCUCACUGAACAAGAUAUGGCAAAAAUUGAUGAUUAUCUUAUAA